AAUUGCAGCAAGCAUUGCAGAAUGCUUUCUUUUAUUUAACUAGAAGUUAUUUUUUUUUAAAAAAAAAGGUCAAAAUGAUCUUUUUUCUGAGCUUGAUGAUCAUUGCAAAAUUAACUUGGAUCAAUGGACUUGACAUUUCAUUGGAAAGAGAAUACUAUAUGGAGGGUAAACAUUUAUUCUGUGCCAAGUUACAUUGUGUGGAGAACACAAGCGAAGAUAAUGAAAUCUCAGCUCUUGUCAACAUGUCAGUCUAUAGGAUCAGUGAAUUAGAAGGGAAGAUUGUGUUGGCGUCUGUAUCAGAAUCAGAUUCAAGAGUUCGAGAUUAUAAAGUAAAUGGAUCAAAAGUUGAUGGAAAAUUUUCAAAGGUGUUUGGAGACUUGACUAUGUCAUUUACAAAAACUUCUGAUUGUUUUAGUACUGUGUUUGGAUGUGAUGUGUAUUACAAAAACAAAAGGGGUCUCGUUGAGAAGAAAGAGAAGAAAACAAAACCUGUUGACCAAGAAAAUCGUAAGCCGUUGAUGGUGAUGACCUUAGAGGCUAAAACUCCAGAGUUUGAUAAAACUAUUGAUAGAAUGUCAGAGUUUCUGAAAACUUUUCAAUAUUCUGAACUGUUAAACAGUGCUGACUUGAAGAUGAAUUUACAGUUUUCAACAGACGAUAGACGUUCUAACCAGACUGUUAGUCAAAUAAAUCAUAGAAGAGAGUUACCGGUGGAAGAAAGAGUUGACAACUUAGUUAAUCUUACAAAUGCGUUGGAAAGUAGAUUGAAUAGCUUGUUAGUUGCUCAAGAAUCUAAAACUCAGAGACUUGAAAACACAAUUAACAACAUAACAAAUGGAUACAAGGACGUUAAGAACCAAUUGGACAUACAAAAUAAAACUAAUCAAGAGCUUGCGCAGUUUAAAAAUUACUUAAAUGAAAACUUACUAAAAACAAUUCAACAGAUGGAAGCAAACAAUAAAACACUUGAAAUAUACAAUAGAUCAACACAAGACGUUCAAAAUCUUUACAUCGCUUUAAAAAACCAAUUGGAGAAACUGAACUACAGUGUGAUUAAUGUAUCAUUAAGUUUGUCUCAAAAUUCAAAUGAAAAGAAACAUCUGACUAAAAACAUUCAAGAUUUAAAAAUAGAUUUAUUAAACGUGACUAAGCAAAACAUUGAAAAUAGCAAUUCGAUUUUGGAACAACGUCAAAAUGUACGCAUUCAGCAACUGGAAGAAAGCAACAAAUUACUGUCUGAAACACUUAAAGAUUUAAACGCCAACAUGGCGAAGACUAACACAUCCAUACAAAAUCUGAUUAAGAAAUCAGCUCAAAUAAGUGUCUUAUUCAAUAGAUUAAAUGGAUUUGAAAACUUAAAAUGUGCCAACAUGAACGAUCGUGUUUUGGCAGAUAUGAUAGAGGCUGGAGUAGCUGUCCGCAGACCAUUGUGUGAUAACAAAACUGACGGUGGUGGAUGGAUUAUUAUACAGAGACGUAUCAAAGGUGAUGUGAACUUUACAAGAACUUGGAACUAUUAUAAAAAUGGAUUUGGUUCAACAUCUGGAGACUUUUGGAUCGGAAAUGAUGUAAUUUCAAAAUUGACAGAUUUGGGUUAUAACGAACUCAGAUUUGACAUGAAGUAUAAAGGUAAAGACUACUACGCUGUGUACAAAGGUUUUAAGGUAGAAAAUGAAGCAGCAAAGUAUAAGAUGAGCCUCACGUCAUUCAGUGGUGGGAAUGUUGAAGACAAGUUUAGUUAUCACAACGGCAUGAAGUUUACAACCAUUGACACUGAUAACGAUGUGUGGUCAGAUGGAAACUGUGCUGUAGACUGGAGAGGUGGUUGGUGGUAUGGUGCUUGUUACGAUGUUAACGUCAACGGUGAAUGGGCGAGUCGUGUUGCAGAUAAAGGAAUUCAUUGGGUUACUAUUACACGCUCGUCUGACUCUCUAGACUUUGUUGAGAUGAAACUUCGCUGAAUGUAAACAACCCGAAAACAAUGCUAUGGUAAAAUAAUGGAUAUACAGUAAUCAAAUUAUUUAAAAAAUCUUGAAGAACAUAAGCAACAUUACAUAUAUUAAAAUAAAUAGAUGUAAACAUUUAACUAAGGCAAUAUUUUCUUGAUGGUGAAUAUACAUAAGGAGUUUAAAAUUAACGAACAUUAAACCAAACAUUUUAUUUUAAAUAAACCGGGAGUGAUCUCCCCUAAACUUUCUUGAAUAUUCUAAUAUAACUCUACGUGGGAUGUCAACUCGGAAUAUAGACAUGAUUUUUGUUUACUUAAUUUUUUAAAAAUAGAAUAGAAUCUAGUAGAAAAAAGAACUGCGCAACAAGCGAAUGUCAAAUAAAGAUGUGCAUAACAGUGCGCAAUAUUAUUAGUAUUUUAUUAAUUUACAUGCGUUUUUUGAGAAAUCGGAAAAAGUGUAAAUUAGUACUUCCGGUCAACGGAAAUUACUCAAAAUUUAAAAGAAGGUAGAGAAUUGGAUCUUUUACUUACAUGUGAAAUUUCAUUUAUCUAUCUGAAAUAGUACGCAAGUUAUAGGCUUUUGAAAAAUUCAAAGUAGAAAAAUUACCACUUCCGGUUAUCGGAAAUCACUCACAAGGUGAUAAGGAUCUACGAUUUUGAUAAAAUACUAAUAUAUGAAAAAUUUCAUCAACCUAGCUGUACCAGUACUCAAGUUUUUUUUUUUUUAUACACGGAAAGACACACACAUACACACACACACAGAUACACAGAUAUACGGACAAGAUUGCAAAAUUAUGUUUUCCGUAUCUGUGAGGUGUAAAAUUAUUUUUGCACGAUUACAAGACUUUCUCUAUACUUCGUAUAUACGGGAAAGUAAAAAUGAUUUUAAAAACUACAACAGAGUUUGUUUUGCUAUUAUGAUGUAAUAAAGUCAUAUAUGCAGUAAUCUAGAAUUGAAAUUCCUCAUAGAUUGACUGUGUGUGUUAGCCAUUAAAACAGGAAAAAAACGACUAUGAUGUUGUCAUUUAUUUCUUGCAUAUUCAUAACUAGACUAGUAGUGUAGUUGUCAUCUACCACUAUAUCUUUAAUUAGCUAUUUACUCGGAUCAUGUGUAGUUUAACCCUAAUAACGUGUGUAAUGUUUGUGUAAUUUUUUCAAUAAUAUUUUUUUCACAUAGUUUUUCGAAAGAUAUAUAUGCCAUCCAAAGUCACAUAAAGUAGAUAGUAACUGUUAAUUUGGUGUCUGUAAAGAUUUGUAUUAUAAAGUCAUAUAGUAGAAUAAAAAUAGAUUAUUUAAGUAAAUCCCAUGUUUAAGUAGUUAAUAUUUUAUCUAUUGUAUCUCAUAACAAGCAUGUUUGUUUAUUAAGAAAUCUCUACUAUCACAUAUAAGUACAUAUUAGUACAAAAUAAAAAUUUUAAUUCUGAAUAUGUUUGUAUUACUGAGAUUGGAAUAUUCUUUUAUUAUCGUUUUCAAGGUAUAUAACCAUACUCUCACAAAUCAAGUGGGUAAUUUUAAUUGUUAUCUCCCGUGAACAAAUGUGUUUGUGUUCCACACCAUAGGCUAGAGAAAUUUCCAAUUACCUAAAUUUAUAAUUGUAUUUAUUUAGUAUGUUUACAUGGACACAAUUAAUGGAAAGCAAUUAUAUGCAUUUAUUUACUUCUUUAUUAUAACGCCCACUUAAUUUUAAUAUCAAGCCUCCCUUUGUGUAGUUUAAGGAAUUGUU
Messenger RNA from Physella acuta, 3671 nucleotides. RefSeq names its product fibroleukin-like. The record is from RefSeq and is a predicted model, not a curated record. Lineage: Eukaryota; Metazoa; Mollusca; Gastropoda; Physidae.